AUGGCGUCCGAACGCCUCGCUGUGGCCUUUCGGGUGGUUUUGGCAGAGUUCUGUUGCCCCGAGCGACCUCUCAUUAUUCUUGUCGAUGACAUUCAGUGGGCCGAUCCCAGUUCGCUGGAUCUGCUCGCCAUGUUGGCCAACAACAAUGAUAUAUCCAAUUUACUGAUUGUCGGAUGUUUUCGAGAUGACGAACAGGCACACAUCAAUUGA
Seminavis robusta is the source of this 210-nucleotide messenger RNA. Lineage: Eukaryota; Bacillariophyta; Bacillariophyceae; Naviculales; Naviculaceae. The record is from the annotation of a GenBank genome assembly.